CCUGACCUCAUCCACCACGACGAAUGGACGACCGACCUUCGCAACCUACGACAAGCGACGGCUACGUGGAAGCUGCCUCCCAACUCCUUGUGCUCGUCUCCGCGCAUCCACCACCAUUCAUCUACGUGCAUGACCCGUCGACGCCGCGAGUCGCGACCUCGACGAUUAACUCAAUGCUUCAUAAUCUCAAGAAGGAGCCGGGCUUGAACGUGGCAUUCGCCCACAUCAACUCUAUUACCUGCUUUACACCGCGCUUGCUCUACGAUACUGUCUUAAAUGCAUUGGCAGGAUGGUCGCCGACGUGGGAAAGGGGAUGCGCGAAUUGGAGCGGGCCGCUCGAGGGUACGGGCCAGAGGUUCAAUGAAAGCUUCGACGGGUUCACUCAUGGACUACGUGCGAUAAAUGACGCGGUAGGACAAGGAAAGGUCGCGGCAGAACCGCGCUUGGUGUUGGUGUUCGAGAACGCUGAGCGGCUAAAGGAGACCAUGCCGGAUAUUUUGGCACCAUUGGCGCGGCUUGCAGAGCUGUCUCGUAUCGUUAUCACCACCAUCUUCGUAUCGGAGGUCCGAUGGGAGCAUAUCCGCCCCUCGUUGGGUGCGGCUCCUGAUCCGUACUACGUCGACAUUCCGCACCCGGAGAAGCACAUGCACAACGGCUUGGACCCUUACACCUAUCAUCCUAUAUUCCGCUCACUUUAUGUGCAUUUUGCUGCGACUGUGCAUGGUGUUUGUGCCGUGUUUACAACGGACCUGGACGACCUUGCGUAUAUUGCCGCAGCAACAUGGCCAGCGUUCAUUCGACCUGUCAUCGACGAAUACCGACGCAUCGAUAUCCUACAGAUCCCUGAAGGGAACACCAUCGAAAAGGAGGUCGAAGACUCACUUGCGUUACCGCCAGAGGAUGCGCGCAUACGUCUCACACGUCUCUUUACACCUUCCAUCACAGCCGCCCUGGAAGCCCUAUACCCUCGGCAUACAAAUGCGGCAGCGUGGGCGACAGCCAAUGUUCCCCCAGCAGAUCUGCUUUUGGUACCACCCCACCAAGUGCCGCCAUUGGUCUCGAGGCCCUCGGAAGAUUAUGACACCGAACGGGUGAUGCGGCAGCUGCCUCGCAUGGCUAAGUUCAUCUUGGUGGCCUCUUAUCUGGCAAGUACGAACCCUUCGAGCACAGACAUGCGAAUGUUUGGCCGCGGUCCGGAUGAGAGAGCGAAGAGACGUCGGAAAGGGGGCAGUCCCAGGAAGACAUCAGCGAAAGCUAGCGCGAUACCACAGCGCCUCCUCGGCCCAAUGCCCUUCCCCCUGGACAGGAUGAUCGCUAUUCUAGGUGUAUUGCUCGAGGAAAACGAUACGGACACGCGACGACCUGCCCCAGAGUACAGCGUACCUGGAGAACACACCGAGGUGGAAAUCUCGAGGACAGCUACCUAUGCCCAGGUCAUGGAACUUGCAUCGAUGCAUCUAUUGCAUCGGACUUCCCCCGCAGAAAGGUUGGAGAUGUCACCGAUGUACAAGAGUGGUAUAGGGUACGAUGCGGCGUUGCUUCUCGCGAAGGAUGUUGGGAUCAAGCUCAAUGACUUGGCCUGGGAUCCCGUAUGAUACUGGGGCGCACUGUGCAACCGUUGUGGUUUAUCCAGCGUAAAUAGAUGGACUGUGCUCGG
This is a messenger RNA of Phanerochaete carnosa HHB-10118-sp, 1657 nucleotides long. RefSeq lists its product as uncharacterized. Gene Ontology annotation, molecular function: DNA replication origin binding. The record is from RefSeq and is a predicted model, not a curated record. The transcript is spliced from 7 exons. Gene Ontology annotation, biological process: DNA replication; DNA replication initiation. The coding region runs from base 24 to 1595 and encodes 523 amino acids. Gene Ontology annotation, cellular component: nuclear origin of replication recognition complex; nucleus. NCBI's taxonomy places the organism in Eukaryota, Fungi, Basidiomycota, Agaricomycetes, Polyporales, Phanerochaetaceae.